CAUGUUCCACAGAACAGAGGUUUCCAUGGUGAUAUAUUGAAACAUUUUUCACCUGCUUCAAGAAGAUGACUAGCUCAACCAAAGAGUCGCGGUAAUUUAAGGAGGACACUGGUAGCAUCUCUCAUGGCAUCUGUAAAAACAAUAAUCCGUCCGGUGGACAAAGGCUGCCUCCGGUCAAACAUCCCAUUUUUGAACAGCGAUCCAGAUGCUUUCUCAACCCAUCACCAGGAGGACUUCAAGCCUUUUUCUAUCGAGAGGACAAAACCUUUUAGUGAGCCCAUGGCAGCUGAGGUGGACCACAAGGACUUGAAGUACAUCCAUGAGAACCUGACAGAGAUGAUGACAUCCUACCAACCUUAUACAGUGCCACCGGUGACGUGCGUCCCUCGCUGGAUCAAGCUUAAAACCAACUUCAAGAUGCAUGCAGACCCUGGGCAUAUCGCUUUUCUCACCACUCAGACCCAGGAUGAUUUGAGGCCCCGGCCUUUCCAGCUCCCUCCCCUUCCCUUCAGACCAUCAUCGGGCUAUAAGAAGCCUGAGCAAGUGGAAAAGCUCCCUGAAAGCAGCUGCCAAGCCUCCUUCAUCCCACACCAUGUCUCACCUGUUGUAAAAGCCACGACUGAACAUCUAGAAGAGGGCUCUGCUGCAAUCAGAGUGGAUGAGCGCCAAUGCAACCUUGUCUCCCACUAUAGCACCAUGUUCCAGGGAGCCCAGGGCAGACCUGCUCAAUCUCUGAAAAAGCACACCUCCUCAGUGGUUAUGGGUGAUCCUGUGAAGAUUGUCGAAAAGGAGACAACCCACGAGGUGUCAUUCAACUGGCCCACUGCCCGCAGCCCACCUGUGGUAAAAAAAGGUUUGAAGUUCAACCUUGGAAAUUUCCCUCAGGACUCAUGGUCGCCCACAACCAAAGAGGACUUUCGUUAUGAAAAGCCAGGAAGUCCAGUUGUUCUGACAAAGGGGAUCAGAAAUUUAAGUUCCUUACCUGAGGGAGACACGGAUCCAGAGUGCAACAAAGACUGGAUGUCUGUCACCACCAACAAAAUCUUCUUCCCUCUGCACCACACAACGCCUCCUGUGCAUUUACCCAAGUCUGACCUGAUUACCAAAAGCCAUGUGCAGUUCAGCUCACCCCAUCUGUCUGGCCUGUACUAUACAACUACGGGUAAAGAGGACUACAGCAAAAAGGACGCAGUGCGACCCAGAACAAUCGUCCAGCAGCCGAGCAACACACUGAAGGGACCAGAACAUGGGCCAAACCUCAGCACGAUCAUGGCUGACUAUGUCCCUCGAAAGAUCUGCAGACCGGUCCCUUUUCUGCCACCGGAGAAGACCAGCAUCAGAUUCCCGAUCACCCAUCAGCACUUCAGCACCACCCACAGUGAAGAAUACUCUGCCAAACCUCUGGUCUUGAAGGAGCCAAGCAAUAACCAGUUCCGCUCUCAUUUUGUCAUACAUUGACUGACAAACAUGACUCUUUCUCAUGUGUUCUUGCUCAGCUCCUAAUAAAAGAUAUAGUGAAAUCAA
This is a messenger RNA of Larimichthys crocea (large yellow croaker), 1524 nucleotides long. RefSeq lists its product as hypothetical. The coding region runs from base 124 to 1458 and encodes 444 amino acids. NCBI's taxonomy places the organism in Eukaryota, Metazoa, Chordata, Actinopteri, Sciaenidae. The record is from RefSeq and is a predicted model, not a curated record. The transcript has 8 exons.